AUGAAGCGAAAGCGCGACGAAAACAUUUGUCCUCUUGAGUUAGAACCCCUUGCGGUCGAUGUUGCCGCACAAGGCCUUGAUGGACCUCGAUUUGUCCCAAACUCUUCUAAGGAGAGUAAGGCUCUUUCCAAACUUCUACACCAAGAAUACCCUUGUGUACCGCACGAACAAAUUGACAAACUCCUCCUUGACCACCAAUACUGUCUGCGAUCGGCGUAUCUUGCCCUGGACACGCUUGUGUAUACAUGGGACACUCUUCCAGAGCAGCCUUUUGCGAUGGUGUCGGACCCGUCAACUAUACAAAAACCGUUCUUGGACCGGCGAAACCACCUUACGAUGAUAUCCGCUAUUCGAACCGCGAAGGGCUUCAAGAAAAAAGUUCUCCAGGAGCUUUCCGUGUGUUGGAAGAUGGGGUAUACACUCCAUUUACAACGACAGGGCAAGCCAUUGAAGAAUAGGGCGAGAGAGAGUACAGAGGUCGUUCUCGGUGAAGAUGUGACAGAGUGUCAAUGCUGUUUUACUGAGUGCCCCUUGCACCAGAUGGUGCAAUGUGAAGGGGAAGUCGCCCACUUCUUCUGCGUUCAAUGCACACGCCAAUACGCAGAGACCUUGAUUGGUCUUUCGAAGUACGAGCUUGUCUGCAUUUCCAUGGACCAGUGCGAUGCUGGCUUCUCACAAGCGGAACGAAGUAAGUUUCUGGACGAUAAAUUGACCAAAGCAUUGGACCAGAUUGAAGCUGCUGCCGUACUUCUUUUGGCGAACUUGGAGGGUCUAGUGCACUGCCCCUUUUGCAACUACGCAGCACAGUAUCCACCCGUCGAGGAGGAUAGAGAAUUCCGAUGCGCGAACCCUGAAUGCGGGAUUGUGAGCUGUCGGCUCUGCCAAAAAGAGACUCAUAUCCCCCAGACUUGCGAUGAAUCCGCUAGAGAGAAAGGGUACUCUGCUAGGAGGGAAAUCGAAGAGGCCAUGUCUGCCGCACUGAUACGGAAGUGCAACAAGUGUAAGUCAAACGAGCUUCAGAAUGACGUGCAUUAUGCUGAUAUUAAAGCUCAGGCAGGACACCGUUUGUAA
Molecule: messenger RNA, 1071 nt
Organism: Clonostachys rhizophaga
Lineage: Eukaryota; Fungi; Ascomycota; Sordariomycetes; Hypocreales; Bionectriaceae
Source: the annotation of a GenBank genome assembly